GAAAAAAAGAAUUGUUUCAGACAAUACUGUAGUACUGUGGUGAAGAUGGACAAGCGGAUGUGCAGGUGCCGUCCCACUACCAAGACACACCUUCCUGUGCGUGCCGUCAGCUGUUGCCUGCUGCUAUUGUUGCUACUGCUGUCUGCCAGAGAUGGGUGGUGGAGACAUAAAAAUCCCUGAUUGGCGGAUCUAUAAGGUGGAAAAUGCACCAGAGCUGAUGCAAGUGGAGCGUGCCCUUGCCUCUCAUGGGCUGCGAGAUCCCUGGCUAAGGAAUGAAGUGUGGCGAUAUAACAAGAAGGAGUUUGGCACUCAUGGAGAGAGGCUCAGGCUAGUGCUCUUCCGAGGCUUCAAGUGGGGUUUGCUGGCAGCAGUUGGCACAGUUCUUGUGGAGAAAGCUUUUUUCAGUUCUGAUGAUCACCACCAUUAACUUCACCAUUCAGAGACACUUAUCAGUCUUGUAGAAUAGUUAUAUUCACAUUGAUUAAUAAUGUAUAUAAUUUUUUUGGAAAUAAAGUUUUAGAUAACCAUUA
Messenger RNA from Scylla paramamosain (green mud crab), 530 nucleotides. It is a transcript of the gene ND-B12, whose product is annotated as NADH dehydrogenase [ubiquinone] 1 beta subcomplex subunit 3-like. NCBI's taxonomy places the organism in Eukaryota, Metazoa, Arthropoda, Malacostraca, Decapoda, Portunidae. Gene Ontology annotation, cellular component: mitochondrion. Gene Ontology annotation, biological process: electron transport chain; mitochondrial respiratory chain complex I assembly. The coding region runs from base 152 to 427 and encodes 91 amino acids. The record is from RefSeq and is a predicted model, not a curated record. The transcript is spliced from 3 exons.